Molecule: messenger RNA, 1550 nt
Organism: Mugil cephalus (flathead mullet)
Lineage: Eukaryota; Metazoa; Chordata; Actinopteri; Mugiliformes; Mugilidae
Gene: stk33
Product: serine/threonine kinase 33
Exons: 13
Coding region: 155-1489 (444 amino acids)
Biological process (GO): protein phosphorylation
Molecular function (GO): ATP binding; protein kinase activity
Source: RefSeq, a predicted model, not a curated record
CGACACACCCCUGAAGAAACCCCAUUCGUUUAUCAGAGUUUUGUCCUUUAUCGCUUUCCCUAGUCACUCACCGAAAAAGUUUUUGCUUUAACACCAAGCUGCUGACUUGUAAAUAAUCUCUUGCACAAGAUGACACAAUGAUAGUGGACUAGACAUGGAGCUGACUGUUAAACGCCUGGUGAAUGAUGCAGACCUCAGGGACAUUUAUGAAUUUGGAAAGAAAUUGGGUCAAGGUAGUUUUGGAGUUGUUUAUGAAGCCACUCACAUUAAGACACAGACAAAAUGGGCUAUCAAGGAGGUUUGCAGACCACCGGCAGGAAGCUCAAAAGUUCAAAUGCUGGAGCAUGAAAUAAACAUUCUCAAACAAGUGAAUCACAAACACAUCAUACGUCUUGAAGCGAUCUACGACACGGCUAUGACGAUUUUUUUGGUUACUGAACGGUGCAAAGGCGGUGAACUGCAGCAGCUGUUGCAGCAAAAAAAGUACUUUACAGAGAAUGAGGCAAAGAAUGUAAUCUGUAGCUUAGCCGAUGCUGUUGCCUACCUUCAUAAAAAAGAUAUAGUGCACCGGGACUUGAAACUUGAGAACAUUCUUGUGAAAAAUUGUCCCAAAGAGAAUGAUGACAAGAUCGAUAUCAAGGUGACAGACUUUGGAUUAUCGGUGAUGAGAGGUGGUGUAGGGAUGGAACAUAUGAUGACGGAGGCCUGUGGGACUCUUACCUAUAUGGCACCUGAAAUGAUGAGCGGCCGUGGUUAUAGUCAUUGGUGCGAUGAGUGGAGCAUAGGAGUCAUUAUGUAUAUGCUGCUUUGUGGGGAGCCUCCAUUUGUGUCCAAAACAAAGUCAGGUCUUCUUGAAGAGAUUAUGAAGGAAAGUGUCCUAUUUACCCAAACUAUCUGGAACCAAGUCAGUAAUUCAGCAAAACAUAUACUGCGUAGCCUUCUGAAGGUGGACCCUGCCUACAGAAUAUCUGCUAGUCAGCUACUGGAAGUACCCUGGAUUACAGGCAACACUAAUGAGUCUGCUGUACUGUCCAAUGUGCUGGAUAUGAUGCGUGACCACCGGGAAAACAGAGAGAGAACGCAGUCUCUGGAGGUUUUGUCUCUCCCAUCUUCUGAGGACAACCUGGAACCCUUGCUGGUCCCCCAAGAAGUUUCAACAGAAAGAACAAACAGCAGCUGCAGGAACCACGCUGAGCUUAGCCAAGAGCUGAGAAACAGAAACUCCCAUACAAGCGCCACAUGCAUGAAACAGUCUCAUGCUGGUGUAAAAGCCUCUACACAGACAAGUGGCAAGCAGCACAAGCCUCAGGACAAGAAGGACACAAGUACAGGAAAGAAACUGGCCCCCAUCCAAAGUAAGGAUGAUAGCCAAAGACUUGCUACCUCUGGUAAAAAAGGUGUGAUACCUGCAAACCACCAUCUAGUUCAAAGACCAACGCCCGUCCAUAAUAAAACUAAAACACGAGACAUUUCUCGUGGGAAAACAUGAAAGAGAAAAACUGAAGUAGAGAUGGCCGUGGUGGGUAUACACUUAUUGUAAUUUUUUUUUU